AUGCAAAAGGAACAUGGUUUCUUCAUUGUUGCACUCAUGGAGCCAUUUCAAAAGAAGAAAUUUAUCUACAAUUAUAGAAGAAGGCUAGGAAUGGAUGCUGCAGUUUCUAAUGUGAAUGGAAAGAUCUGGCUGAUUUUUUAUGCUGUUGUGGAAUGGGACUUGUUGAUUGACACUGAGCAACAAAUGACAAUCAGAGUUUAUCAUCAAGAUCUAGGUAAGCAUAUUAUGAUGACUAUUGUAUAUGCUAAGUGUUGUGCUUUGGAAAGGCUAGAACUCUGGGAUAAUCUUUAUUAUUUAGCUAGUGAUAUGGAACUACCCUGGCUAGUUGGGGGUGAUUUCAAUGUUGUUAUGAAUGAGGACGAAAAGAUAGGUGGUUUGCCUGUAUAUCCUCCAGAAUAUGAAGAUUUUGCUUUUUGUGUGAACUCUUGUAGCCUGUUUGAUUUAGGUUAUAAGGAGGUGGAGCAUCUCAUUAGAACAGGUUCAGAUCAUGCUCCAGUAUAUAUGAACUGUGGGGAGGAAGCAAUGAAAUUUAUUAAGCCCUUCAAGUUCCUGAACUUUUGGACAAAACAUGAGACAUUCAAGGAUGUGGUGAAGCAGAACUGGAUUGCUGAUUUCAUAGGGGAUCCAUUCUUGAUGUUUAAGCAGAAAUUAAAAAGGGUUAAGAUUGCUUUAUCUAAAUGGAGCAGACUAGCCUAUGGGGAUAUUUUCAAGAAGUUGGCCAUUAGGGAGGAUGUGGUGAGGAUCAAGGAAAUGUUGUUUGAAGAAGAUCCAUCUGUGGAGAAUAGGAUAGAACUUCAGCAAGCUCAGGCUGAACUAAAGAAGUGCUUAAGCAUAGAAGAGCAAUGCUGGAAACAAAAGGCUGGUAUGAACUGGUUUGAAGAAGGAGACAGAAACACUAGGUUCUUUCACAACCAUGUCAAUGGCAAGAGGCAAAAGCUACAACUGAAAAGAAUCCAGAAUAAUGAUGGGGUAUGGAUUGAAUAA
Messenger RNA from Nicotiana attenuata, 984 nucleotides. RefSeq lists its product as uncharacterized. The record is from RefSeq and is a predicted model, not a curated record. The coding region runs from base 1 to 984 and encodes 327 amino acids. NCBI's taxonomy places the organism in Eukaryota, Viridiplantae, Streptophyta, Magnoliopsida, Solanales, Solanaceae. The transcript is spliced from 2 exons.